Molecule: messenger RNA, 1969 nt
Organism: Melanotaenia boesemani (Boeseman's rainbowfish)
Lineage: Eukaryota; Metazoa; Chordata; Actinopteri; Atheriniformes; Melanotaeniidae
Gene: upp1
Product: uridine phosphorylase 1
Exons: 8
Coding region: 166-1101 (311 amino acids)
Biological process (GO): uridine catabolic process; nucleotide catabolic process
Cellular component (GO): cytosol; cytoplasm
Molecular function (GO): uridine phosphorylase activity
Source: RefSeq, a predicted model, not a curated record
GCGUUUCGUGUCACGGCAUCGACCUCAGAUGUUCAAAGCGAAUUUAAUUUGUCAAAAUUGGAGUAGACCGCAGCGAAGACAAAACCUCAAGGAUAUAUUUAUAUAUGUAGGUUCUUUUACAGCUUUUGAAGCCCCCUGUUGUCCCGCCUGCUUAUCUAAAGGAAGAUGAACCCGAAGGACGACAAGCGAAGCGCGCAGUACAGCAGCCCUGUGUGUGUCCAUAACCCACACCUGGAUGAUCUGAAAGAUGACAUCCUCUACCACUUCAGUUUAGGAACUGGAACCCACGACCUACCUGCUAUGUUUGGUGAUGUUAAAUUUGUGUGUGUCGGUGGCAGCCCCUGGAGAAUGAAGUCGUUCGUUGAGUACAUUGCUGCUGAGCUUGCUUUGGAAGACCCCAAAUCAGAGUACCCUAAUAUUUGUGCUGGAACAGAUCGCUACGCCAUGUACAAAGUUGGCCCCGUUCUCUCUGUCAGUCAUGGGAUGGGAAUCCCAUCUAUUGCCAUAAUGUUGCACGAGCUUAUAAAGCUUCUUCAUCAUGCACAUUGCACAGAUGUUACAAUUAUACGCAUUGGGACAUCAGGAGGAAUAGGACUUGAACCUGGCACUGUUGUUGUUACCAAGCAGUCUGUGGAUGCCACCUUUCUGCCCAAGUUUGAGCAGGUGAUCCUGGGAAAGACAGUAGUUCGAAACACUGAUCUGGACGAAAGCCUGGCAGAGGAGUUGCUGCAGUGCAGUAAAGAGCUGAACCAGUUUAAGACAGUCAUAGGCAACACCAUGUGUACACUGGAUUUCUAUGAAGGACAGGCCCGUUUGGACGGUGCCUUCUGCUCCUACACUGAGAAGAAUAAACAGGACUACCUCAUGAAAGCCAAAGAGGCAGAAGUCUGCAAUAUUGAAAUGGAAUCGUCAGUUUUUGCUUCCAUGUGCAAACUGAGUGGUCUACGAGCUGCUGUUGUUUGUGUAACAUUGUUGGACCGACUGAAGGGAGAUCAGCUGACCAGCUCUCAUGAGGUUCUUCGCAAUUACCAACAACGUCCUCAGAUACUGGUUGGUUACUAUAUUAAGAAGCAAUUGAAGGCCAAAGCAGGGAACCACUAAGUCCAAAUGAAAAUCAAAUACUGAAAACGUAGUGUACUGCAGUCACAUCAAACUGUUUUUGUAGGUAUUCUUUCUUGCUUACAUUUGAAUGUCUACAUAUGUUCCUCUUUAAAUUACGCUUUAUAUUUAUCUACUGGUGCUGGUUUUAGUCCAUAUUUCACCAUUAUAUAAUACAAAUAUGCACUUCCCCACCUUUUUUCCUUUUGUAUUUAUUCAGAUUUUAAAUUGAUUUGAUAUAGCAUUAAGUAUUAUGUAAAAUCUUAUUAAAUAUGUCUAAUUAAGACUGUGUAUUGUAUUUGAAAUCAUAAGUUCCUGAUCCUUAAAACUUGAACUUCACAUGUGCUUUACCAGAAUCUUCUUAAUCAGGUAUUUGUUGAAAGAGUCCUUCUUGUAUUGAUGCUAACAGACCAACACUGAUCCAUUUGUCUUAUGUCACUGAUGAUUUUUGCACAAAACAACAAAUGUGUGCACUCUAGAAGAAUGUUUCUCAAUCCAGGUCCUCAGGACCCAUUCCCCUGCAUGUUUUAGAUGUGUUCCUACUCCAACACACCUGAUUCAGAUUAAUGAACUUCCUCAUAAAGUCCUUUGCAAUCCUGUUAACAAGCUAUUAAUUUAAAUCAGGUGUGUUAAAGUAAGGUUACCUCUAAAAGAUGCAGGGCAGUGGGUCCUGAGGCGAGGAAACACUGGUUUAGAGUAUGUUUUAUUCAGAAUGUAAAUUUUGCUGUAUGUCAACAUUAUGAUCAUUUAUAUAUUGUUUUAACAUUAAUUUGAGAAGCUGUUUACUACAGGAAAUGACACUCCACUACAUGUGGUAUAUGAUAAACAAAUAAAGAAAUCCUCACUCAAACUGUCGUUCUUUUUGUGUUCU